ACGAGAUUAAAUUAAAAAAAAAAUAAUAAAAGCACUAAUCUUACGACAACGAACAAACUCUCUCUCUCUCCGAAAAUAAAAGUGAAAAUGGGAGGAGGAGCAGUGUGGGCGUGGCGCUAGAUGUAAGCUCCAAUCACGUAUUUGAAAACCUCCAUCAUCACGCCCCGAAGCUUCGUAGACCUCAUCAAGGGUGCGACCAAGCUGAAGGGCGGCCAAGAAUACAACCUGCUCAUCGUCGACUACGAAACCGCGAUGGAGACGGGCGGCGGCGACGCGGACGACGAGACCGGCUGGAAUUGCAGCGUGCAUCCCAGCGUCUUCUUUCUCCUGGGGACGCUCGUGAUGACGACCUGCGCUACGGGGAUGCUGUGCGCGGCAAUCAUGACCGACCACUGGGAGGAGGUGACCUGGGACAGGCGCGCCUUGCAGACGAUGUCCAACACCAGCCUGGACAUCCAGUGGCUCUUCGACGGCGUCGCCAAGGUGUCCACGAAUAACGAACACGCAUUCCUCGUGCCAAUACACGGCGGCAUCUGGACGUUAUGCUUCAGUCUGACCGAAAAAGAGAUACAUUUGCUCGGUAAGAUCGGGUUUCCGGAGCAAUCAUGCGUCAACUAUCUGUCGGGUGGACUCGACGGUAUGAAGGUUUGCGAGCCGAAGGCGGACUGGCAAAGGCGGAUGCAGAACUUGUCGAUAUCUUGUGCUUUGGUGUGCCUGAUCAUCUUGGGAAGCGCCGCUUUGGUGGGAGCUUUUGGUGUGUGCCAGCACCAGAUCAGCGCCGUCUUGGUUACAGGAGUCAUGUACUUGUUGGCAGCUUCGUUCGCGCUCUUCACGCUUACGAUAAUCCAUUUCAAGAGGGUGCAGAGCAGACCUUCGCGCUUCGACUUGGCGACAGACGCGAACGGAUGGUACCGGAUGGACGCAGACUGCACUGUGGACGGCGUCGUCAGUCCGUUGGGAAGUCGCGGCUACCUCUUGUCCGCCCACCUGUUGGGCGCCCGGGUGUUCUCGACCUCUUGGUCCUUGGACUUAGGCUGGGGAGGGGUCAUCCUCUGCGUGAUGACCUCCGUCCUCUGGAUCCUGCUCUCCAAGAUCAUGCGCUUCAAUCCCAUCUCCAGCAUGAUCAACUAGUAUUUUCUUUCUAUAAAUAUCGAGCUAUUUACGCGCAAAACCGAAACAUGUAGAUCGCACGAGACGAUAUAGAUUUUUUGAAAUCUGUGAUUACGGCUCUGCCAAGCGCUGUCCUCUACGCCGGCUUUUCUCAAUCCUGCAAACCAUUUCAAACAAUCCACGUGCAUAAAUGACAGUUGCAAAAUUACAUGGUUGAGAAACACCGGUCCUAGAGUCGACUUAGGGAAGGGUUGCCUAGGGUGAACUUUGAGUUGCCUAAGUUUACGAGAAGCUUCGGAGGUUAACCGUCCACAAGCAUAUGAACGCAGAGAGCUUCUUACUCUAUUACAUACAUACAUUUAUCUAUUUACAAAUUAUACAUUUUCGCAAAAUCUUUUUGACUUUCUACGAAGAUGAGCACACCCCGCAUGCUAUUUUCGUGUGUACAUUCUUGUUUAUUUUGAAGGAUGAAGAGAGGGCGCUGCGUAACAAAUUGUGAUAAAAAUUAACGGAUUAAAAGGCGAGAUGAAUGCGAAAAGAAGAUGUAACAAAAAAAAACAAAACACGAAAACGAGAGAGAGGUUAUAUAGUUUUUGCUAACUUUUACAUUACCGAACAUUUUACUAUGUACACAGCUUAGGGACAAUAAUUUCCUUCCUUUUGUUAUAUAUAUAUAUGGCUAUUGCUAUUUCAUGUUAAUUGUUUGUGCACGAACCGGUGGCGAUGGCAACGACAAAACAAAAUCAAAACGGCGGCGAUUUGUUUGCUGCUUUAGGCUGACGAAGAA
Nicrophorus vespilloides is the source of this 1897-nucleotide messenger RNA. RefSeq lists its product as uncharacterized. NCBI's taxonomy places the organism in Eukaryota, Metazoa, Arthropoda, Insecta, Coleoptera, Silphidae. The coding region runs from base 253 to 1131 and encodes 292 amino acids. The record is from RefSeq and is a predicted model, not a curated record. The transcript has 6 exons.